UUAUAUGGUCACAAUGGAGUGAGUGGUCAAAUUGUAGUGACUCUGGUCUAAUGCAACGAUCUCGCAUUUGUUCAACUUAUUUUUGGCUAAAUUGUUACGCAAAUAGUACACAAAUAGAUGUUAAAUCAUGCAGUAAUCAAGCAUUUUGGUCUCAAUGGAGUGAAUGGUCUUGUUGCAAUGCAUCAGGUGUUACAACUAGAUCUCGAAAUUGCAUUAAUAUUCAGUUUUUUGUUUGUGUGGGAGACAAUACUGAAAUAAAAACCUGUAUUUCAUUUAUAGGUGUUGAAAUAAAUACUGAGAAGAAUCAACUACAGUAUAAACCAUACAACACAACUAUAAGCAUAUUCUAUUGCAACAAUGUAUUAUUGAUACUUAGUUUUGGUGAUGGGACAGUUAAAAAUAUAAAAAACAUCAAUGCUUCUACUGCAAAAGUUAUUCUAUGUGUCAACAGUUCACUAUCACAGCUGAUAUUUUGGAAAAUACUGGAAAUAACACCUCUGCCUUAUUCACUAGUUCUACAAAUGUAACCGUUUUUUGUUUCCUCUCCCCUUUAAAAGUCAUCAAAAC
Hydra vulgaris (swiftwater hydra) is the source of this 567-nucleotide messenger RNA. RefSeq names its product semaphorin-5B. The record is from RefSeq and is a predicted model, not a curated record. Lineage: Eukaryota; Metazoa; Cnidaria; Hydrozoa; Anthoathecata; Hydridae.